AAGUCUUUCAAGUUUCCACCAUUUUUCAUGAGACGAAACCUCGCAGCAAAAUCCUAACAAGUUCAUGAACUUGACCAAAAAAAUCGAUUUCCGGUCCAAACAUCAGUACGCACUUCCCAAUUCCUUAUUCUCGGUUAUCUCCUUGCUCAAAUCUUCCAAACAAACAAUUGAAAUCUCUCAAAUCCAUGGUUUUAUGGUCAAAACUGGUAUUGACAAUAACCCUUUCGCUGUAAGUAAGCUUCUUGCUUCUUCAAUAGAAGAAGUCAAAUAUGCAGCCUUAAUCUUUGAUACUGUACAAAACCCAAAUUUGUUCAUGUACAAUACUAUGCUUAGAGCCUAUUCUACUAGCGAUGACCCCAGACAAGCUUUUUCUGUGUUCAAUAAUUUGAGGGCUAAAGGGAUCGAGUUGGACCAGUUCUCUUUCAUCACAGUUCUAAAAGCUUGCGCGCGUGAAAUGGCUAUUAAGACUGGGCAGGGAAUACAUGUUAUUGUUUUGACAUCUGGGUAUUUGAUGUUUACCAAUGUAAAGAAUAUACUUUUGCAUUUUUACGGCGUUUGUAAAAGAAAUAGGGAUGCACAAAAGUUGUUUGAUGAAUUUCCUGAAAAGAAUGAUUUGGUUUCUUGGAAUACUUUGAUGGGUGCUUAUUUACAAGCAACGUUGCCCUUUGAGACAACAAAAUUGUUUAGACAAAUGUUUAGAAGUGGUUUGCAAGUGAGUGCUACUACAUUGUUGAGUGUGCUGUCUGCUUUUGCUGAUGUAGGAGAUCCAAUUGGAGGAAUGUCCAUCCAUGGGCAUUCCAUCAAGACUGGAUUUUGCUCAAAUCUAAAUGUGGUGACUUGUUUGAUUGAAAUGUACACAAAAACGGGAGAUAUUGAUUCAGGACGUAGAAUUUUUGAUGGAGUUGUUGAAAAGGAUGUUAUUCUUUGGAACUGUAUGAUUGACAAAUAUGCAAAGGCCGGGUUGCUAGAACAAGCUAUAGCUUUGCUGCAGACCGUGAAACUUCAAGGAGUGAAACCGAAUUCGUCUACAGUAGCAGGGCUGCUUACGGCUUGUGCUGCCUCUGGAUCAAUAAAACUAGGGUGCUGUCUCAGUGAUUAUGUAGAAAAGGAGGGGUUGGAGUUGGAUGCAAUUCUUGGAACAGCUUUAGUUGAUAUGUUUGCUAAAUGUGGGUUUUUGGACAAGGCUAUACAAAUUUUUGAAAGGAUGGUGAGCAAAGAUGUAAAAUCUUGGACAGCAAUGAUUUUAGGUUAUGGAGUUCAUGGGCAAGCAAGAAAAGCUGUUGCUUUGUUCCUCAGGAUGGAGCAGGAGGGUUUUAGACCUAAUGAAGUUACUUUCUUGGGAACUUUAAGUGCUUGCAGCCAUGGUGGGUUAGUUAUAGAAGCAAUGAAAUGUUUUGAAAGGAUGGUUCGAGUAUAUGGCUUUUCACCUAAGAUUGAGCAUUAUGGUUGCUUGAUUGACCUUUUAGGUCGGGCAGGCUUGCUAGAGGAAGCACAUGACCUAAUUGAAAGACUGCCGGUUAGGAGUGAUGCUACCGCAUGGCGCGCAUUGCUUGCUGCUUGUCGAGUCUACGGAAAUGUUGAAUUAGGGGAACGUGUGAAAAGAAUGUUGGCUGAAAUAGAUGAUCAACAUCCUACUGAUUCUAUUCUUCUUUCCUAUACUUACGCUGUUGCUGGCAGGUUACCAGGUCAUAGCAGAUGCCAGGAAAAGGAAGAACAGAGGACACAGGCAAAUAAUGGAAAUAAGUUAGUUGAAAAAAGAGAAAGGAUUGUUAAGGAAGCUGGUUGCAGCGCAAUUGAAAUUGAUAAUUACAGUUGGUUGGAACUUUUCUGACUUGAUUACUGUAUUAUUAUUAUUUUUUUAAUAAACUAAAUAUGCAUAUAGGUUAGGACGACAAUGUCAAAAUUUAAACCUUCCUGCCAUUCCAAAAAAUAAUGUGACAGCUUCCUUUCUUUUUUUUUUUCCCCUCUUAUUUCUUUUCACAUUUUGUUUCUUCAAGUGUCGAGUUCCAACUCCAUAAUCAUUUCCAUU
This is a messenger RNA of Jatropha curcas, 2029 nucleotides long. RefSeq names its product Pentatricopeptide repeat (PPR) superfamily protein. Gene Ontology annotation, biological process: RNA modification. NCBI's taxonomy places the organism in Eukaryota, Viridiplantae, Streptophyta, Magnoliopsida, Malpighiales, Euphorbiaceae. Gene Ontology annotation, molecular function: RNA binding; protein binding. The record is from RefSeq and is a predicted model, not a curated record.